Homo sapiens (human) is the source of this 3240-nucleotide messenger RNA. It is a transcript of the gene LCA5L, whose product is annotated as lebercilin LCA5 like. Bases 927 to 3086 code for a protein of 719 amino acids. Lineage: Eukaryota; Metazoa; Chordata; Mammalia; Primates; Hominidae. The transcript has 13 exons. The record is from RefSeq and is a predicted model, not a curated record.
GGGGACGCGCCGGCGCUGCGGCGUUGGCGCAGUCGUGGGAACAGCGCGGAGCAGGUAACGGCCCCGCUGCUGCCGUCGUCCCCCUCAGCCGGUUACCCUGUUACAGCCCCAGCUCUGGGCCCUUCCGGACCCUCCUGCUACGCUCUUUCUGGGCUUCCAGUAUCGCCGGUCACUCAGUCCUCGCCCCUGCCUGCCUCGCUGGCGCCCCGCCGUUUCCUCCUCGCGGCACAGUUUGCCAAGGAACAGCUACCCCGGCUCGGCAGUGACCGGGCGCCCCGGCGACACACGUACUCUCAGGCCCGCUGGGCAGGGGGACGGCCUGGGCCGAGUCUGUCAGCACUGCCUUCAAAAUGCACCCAGAAUAGAUUCACAAUUCUACCAUUUCUCUCAACCGCCACUGUCACCACCUUGGUCCAGGCCCCCAUCAUCUGAGAAGCACCAAAAGAGGCAAACUGAGAUGCAGACAAAUGAUCAUCCGUAUGCUGAUCAUUUUGAAUAGUUUUUUAAAAUAUAUUCUUUCUUUAAAAAGAGACCAAAACCUGUCAAAAAAAUACUACCGUGGAAAGCUCAUAAAUACUACAGUGUGAAGAACCCUGUGCUUAUCUUCAGUUUAUCAUCAGACAUCUUAGGGAAGUUUAAUAAAGAACACCAGUGAGGAGAUUGUGGACUGCCUAAUAUAUUUCAUCAGAAGAGAAGGCUGGAGAAUUAAGCAGAUGCAGCAAAAAGCAGAAACUGACUUCAAAAAAAACCCUCUCAGUAGAGAAAGUGAUAUUAGAUUCCUAUUGCAAAGGAUCUAAUGCCAGUUAAAUUCUCUUUUGCUUUCUUGAUAAAACAGGAGAAUUGAGAAUUAAAUGAAAAGGUAAAUCCUUUUAAAGACCUCAGAAGAUGGAUCUGUUUGUUUCAAUCUGCUUUUGAGGUUGUUUGCUAUGUCUUUGGCUGAUCUAACAAAAACAAAUAUAGAUGAGCAUUUCUUCGGCGUGGCAUUAGAAAACAAUAGGAGGUCUGCAGCAUGCAAGAGAAGCCCAGGCACAGGCGAUUUUUCACGGAACAGUAAUGCUUCCAAUAAGAGUGUUGAUUAUAGCAGAUCUCAGUGCUCCUGUGGAAGUUUAAGUUCUCAGUAUGAUUAUUCAGAAGACUUUCUCUGUGAUUGUUCAGAAAAGGCUAUUAAUAGAAAUUAUUUAAAGCAGCCUGUGGUAAAAGAAAAGGAGAAGAAAAAGUAUAAUGUUUCUAAAAUCUCCCAAUCUAAAGUUAACAGGUGGCCUUGUUACAGAGUACCACAAUAUUUGGAUUUCACUGGCUUCUUGCCUUUCAUCUCAGCUGAAGAAUCAGUGUUUGAAUUGCCAGUGAAAUGUAAAUACCUAUCUCAGCACCCCAAGAGGAUGGUCUCCAAGUCUGGCCAGAAGGAAAUAUCAGUUGAAAAAAAGCACACCUGGAAUGCAUCACUCUUUAAUUCUCAAAUCCAUAUGAUUGCCCAAAGAAGAGAUGCUAUGGCUCAUCGAAUACUCUCAGCAAGGCUUCAUAAAAUUAAAGGACUAAAAAAUGAAUUAGCUGAUAUGCAUCAUAAAUUGGAAGCCAUCCUUACAGAAAACCAAUUUUUGAAACAACUUCAGCUUAGGCAUUUGAAAGCUAUAGGAAAAUAUGAGAAUUCACAAAAUAAUCUACCUCAAAUUAUGGCUAAACAUCAGAAUGAAGUAAAAAAUUUAAGGCAACUACUUAGGAAAUCCCAGGAAAAGGAAAGAACUCUAUCUAGGAAACUUAGAGAAACUGACAGCCAGUUACUGAAGACUAAAGAUAUCUUGCAGGCACUGCAGAAACUUUCUGAAGACAAAAACCUUGCAGAAAGGGAAGAACUCACUCAUAAAUUAUCUAUUAUCACAACAAAAAUGGACGCAAAUGACAAAAAAAUACAGAGCUUGGAAAAACAACUGAGGUUGAACUGCAGAGCCUUUAGCCGGCAGCUGGCUAUUGAGACUCGGAAGACUUUAGCAGCUCAGACAGCUACCAAGACUCUGCAGGUGGAAGUAAAACACCUUCAACAAAAACUUAAGGAAAAGGAUCGUGAGCUUGAAAUUAAAAACAUCUAUAGUCAUCGAAUACUUAAAAAUUUACAUGACACAGAGGACUAUCCAAAAGUUUCUUCAACAAAAUCAGUCCAAGCAGACAGAAAAAUUUUGCCAUUCACAAGUAUGAGACACCAGGGAACCCAAAAAUCAGAUGUUCCACCUUUGACAACUAAGGGUAAAAAGGCAACAGGAAACAUCGAUCAUAAAGAAAAAUCAACUGAAAUAAAUCAUGAAAUUCCUCACUGUGUGAAUAAACUACCAAAGCAAGAGGAUUCUAAGAGAAAAUAUGAAGAUUUAUCAGGGGAAGAGAAACAUUUGGAAGUCCAAAUACUGCUGGAGAAUACUGGAAGACAAAAAGACAAAAAAGAAGACCAAGAAAAGAAAAACAUUUUUGUGAAAGAAGAGCAAGAACUACCACCAAAAAUAAUUGAAGUUAUUCAUCCUGAAAGAGAAAGCAAUCAAGAAGAUGUUCUAGUAAGAGAAAAGUUUAAAAGAAGCAUGCAGAGAAAUGGUGUGGAUGACACACUUGGCAAAGGCACUGCUCCCUACACGAAAGGCCCCCUCAGACAAAGAAGACAUUACUCAUUCACAGAAGCAACUGAAAACCUGCAUCAUGGGCUUCCUGCUUCAGGGGGGCCAGCCAAUGCCGGCAACAUGAGGUACAGUCAUAGUACAGGCAAGCAUCUCAGUAACAGAGAGGAAAUGGAGCUAGAGCAUUCUGACAGUGGGUAUGAGCCCUCAUUUGGUAAGUCUUCCAGAAUAAAAGUGAAGGAUACAACUUUCAGAGAUAAGAAAAGCAGUCUCAUGGAAGAACUCUUUGGAUCAGGCUAUGUCUUGAAAACUGACCAAUCAAGUCCUGGUGUUGCAAAAGGCUCAGAGGAGCCUUUGCAAAGUAAGGAGUCGCAUCCCCUGCCUCCCAGUCAGGCCUCCACCAGCCAUGCUUUCGGAGACUCUAAAGUAACUGUGGUAAAUUCUAUUAAGCCAUCGUCACCUACAGAAGGAAAAAGAAAAAUAAUUAUUUAAAUAUAAUCAAUAUCCUAAUGCAUUCUGGUUUGAUAUAAUGCUGCUUAUGUGCCUUGCAUCUUAUUUUUGAAAUGUGUGAGAGAGGGAGUGUAUGUAUGUGUGUGUUUUAGUACUUAAUUGACUUUCGAUAAUUAAAUUUUUGUUUGAUUGCUAA